AUGUCUGCAUCACUAAUAAAUCGUUCAUUGAAGAGUAUAAGGAAUGAAUUGGACUUUUUAAAGGAGUCCRAAGUUAUAUCAGACGACAUCUUCGAUUUGAUCAAUAGUAAGCUGCCUGAAAAAUGGGACGGAAACUCGGGGACAUUCCACAACGCAUCCGUAGAAGAGUGUGCCGAAGCCUUAUAUGAUUUUGAAGCUCAACAAGAAGGCGACCUUCCUUUGAAAGCAGGUGAUAAAAUUCAAAUUUUAGAGAAGAUCUCCCCUAAUUGGUAUAGAGGCAAAGCGAACAAUAGGGUGGGUAUAUUUCCUGCAAACUAUGUAAAACCUGCAUUUGCAAGAUCAGCUUCACCUGAGACUGAGGGAAGUAGCUUAAGCUCUAAAAUAUCUCGUCCUAGUGCGCCGCCUCCAUCUUAUGGACCAGUAGUCUCAUCAUACUCUUCACAGCAAGCCCCAGCAUCUUACGCUCCUCCAAUGGGUUACGUCCAAGCACCACCUCCUCAACAACAGCAAGCUCCUUUACCCUUUCCUCCAUCUUUUACUAAUUACUACCAACAGCCACAACAACAGUAUGCACCACCUCCACAAGCACCAGUGCAACCACCAGUGCAGCCACAGCAGCCACAGCAGCCACAGCAGCCACAACAACACCAAAGUAGCGGGGCUAGUAGUGCAUUCAAAAGUUUUGGUAGCAAGUUAGGAAAUGCUGCUAUAUUUGGCGCUGGUUCUACUAUCGGUAGUGAUAUCGUUAAUAGCAUUUUUUAA
This is a messenger RNA of Saccharomyces eubayanus, 762 nucleotides long. It is a transcript of the gene LSB1, whose product is annotated as Lsb1p. The record is from RefSeq and is a predicted model, not a curated record. Gene Ontology annotation, molecular function: protein binding. The transcript has a single exon. NCBI's taxonomy places the organism in Eukaryota, Fungi, Ascomycota, Saccharomycetes, Saccharomycetales, Saccharomycetaceae. Bases 1 to 762 code for a protein of 253 amino acids.